This is a messenger RNA of Drosophila willistoni, 724 nucleotides long. It is a transcript of the gene Tim17b2, whose product is annotated as mitochondrial import inner membrane translocase subunit Tim17-B. The transcript has a single exon. Gene Ontology annotation, biological process: protein import into mitochondrial matrix. NCBI's taxonomy places the organism in Eukaryota, Metazoa, Arthropoda, Insecta, Diptera, Drosophilidae. Gene Ontology annotation, cellular component: TIM23 mitochondrial import inner membrane translocase complex; mitochondrial inner membrane. The record is from RefSeq and is a predicted model, not a curated record. Gene Ontology annotation, molecular function: transmembrane protein transporter activity. The coding region runs from base 96 to 635 and encodes 179 amino acids.
GGCAUAUUAAAACCUAAAUAAUAUUUGUUGUUUGGCCAAAAAAAAAAACGGAUUCAUUAAUAAUCACCGAAUAAUAAUCACCUGAAGUUUUAAGAAUGGAGGAAUAUUCACGAGAGCCAUGCCCAUUUCGCAUUGUGGAUGACUGCGGUGGAGCUUUCGCCAUGGGUUGUAUUGGUGGUGGAAUCUUUCAGGCACUCAAGGGUUUCCGCAACGCGCCCCAAGGCAUGAAACGUCGCAUGAUUGGCGGCAUGAUGUCGGUUAAGGCACGUUCCCCCUAUAUAGCAGGCAAUUUUGCGGCCUGGGGUGGCGUCUUUAGCGUUAUCGAUUGUACUCUGGUGCAUUUAAGGAAAAAAGAGGAUCCAUGGAAUUCAAUUAUAAGCGGUGCAGCCACCGGCGGAGUGUUAGCCGCACGAAAUGGCGUUGCCGCCAUGGCGGGUAGUGCCAUAAUUGGGGGUAUUCUACUCUCACUGAUUGAAGGCGUUGGCAUUAUCUUUACACGCAUUUCGGCCGAAUCAUUUCGUAAUCCAGCACCAGUCUUUGAUCCCCGAUACGCUCGAACACCGGGUGCUGGUUCCGGUGAUUUUAUAGAUGUGGAUACCAUGAGUUCGGCUUCAACGGGUGGCCAAUAUCAAUAGCUGAAUUCGAUAUAUUAUUUCAUUAAAUAUACCAAAUUUCGCACGAUGCGAUGACAAAUUAUUGAAAUAAAUUCCCUAAUAACAUCGUA